This is a messenger RNA of Macrosteles quadrilineatus (aster leafhopper), 3312 nucleotides long. RefSeq lists its product as uncharacterized. Gene Ontology annotation, biological process: DNA repair; telomere maintenance. The record is from RefSeq and is a predicted model, not a curated record. The coding region runs from base 1 to 3312 and encodes 1103 amino acids. The transcript is spliced from 2 exons. Gene Ontology annotation, molecular function: DNA helicase activity. NCBI's taxonomy places the organism in Eukaryota, Metazoa, Arthropoda, Insecta, Hemiptera, Cicadellidae.
AUGGAACCUUUCCAAUAUCCCCUACUCUACCCGCAAGGCACUGUGGGAUGGCACGUUGGUCGCCUUGAUAACAAGGGUGCCAAACUGACUCAAUUUAAGUACUCGCGGUGCCUCCUACUUUCUGAACCUCGCUUCUCUCACCUAGGCCGUCUCUCACAAGCUUGGCAGGUUGAGAUGUUCGCGAGGUACGAGGAGGAGAAACUGCGUUAUAUUAAGUUUACGCAGCUGAAGAACACCGAUAGUGCCUUUCGGGUGGGGCCGGUUGACGAGAUUCGGAAUGCACAGCAGGUCUUGAACGACAUCGCUCGUGAUGAAACCGUCAGAGGCGAGGGUGGGGUGCAGGCAGGAAAAGUCUACCUCCCAAGUUCGUUCACCGGGGGACCCAGGUACAUGAAAGUAAAAUACGAAGACGCUAUGGCAUUCGUAUCACGCCUGGGUUCCCCCACUUUCUUUUUGACGUUUACGUACAACGCGACUUGGGAGGAAAACAAGAAAGCUUGCCCUUGUGGAGGUACUCGCAGUGACCCUAGCACUGCUUGUAGAGUUUUUAGGAUCAAAUUUCUGGAACUUCUCCGAGACCUGCGCAGCGGAGCAAUGUUUGGACGCUCUGUCUAUAUCGUCUACGUCAUCGAGAUGCAAAUGAGGGGCCUUCCUCACGCCCAUAUUGUAUUCAAGAUUGACGGCGACGGACCAGAUCAGGCGUCCGAAAUUGACUCCAUCAUCCGCGCGGAUAUUCCCUCGGAAGAAGAGGCCGGAGGCCGACUGAGGAAGUUGGUCCUCAAACACAUGAUCCACGGUCCAUGUGGUAAUGAUCAUAGGACUGACUUCCUCUGUUGGGACUCUGCAAAGGGUUACUGCACCAAAUACUUCCCCAAGCCCUGCUGUGAAACCACCCACGUCGACGAGAGGGGAUUCGUCCAGUACAAGCGAGAUUAUACCAAUCAGGGGACAAUUGUUUCAAGAAAGAGAAGCAUCAGCGUUCAUGAUGGCUGGGUUGUGCCGUAUAACUCCGCACUUUUAUUGAAAUACGAGGCCCACAUCAAUUUGGAGCUGGCGUCUACUCGCCGCGUGAUUAAGUACCUCUUCAAAUAUCUUAUGAAGGGAGGAUCUCUCCAGAACGUCACAGUUACUCCCUUCAGUAAGCAAGAUGAUGAGGUACAGCAUUACGUGACGAAGAGAAUGGUGGGUGCCAGUGACGCGUGCUGGCGCUUAUUAAACUUUCCAGUAUCAGAAUCUGAGCCGGCCGUUGAAUGUCUUCCCGUCCAUCUGGAGGGCAAGCAGUCCGUCCUGUUUAGACCUGGCCAACUGGCAGAGGCAGCCGCUAGGAACAGCUCCAAACUCACCAUCUACUUUGACCGGCAUCGUAUUUCAACGUUUGACGACGUGACCUAUCAGGGUUUCUAUGAAACGUUUGUGGUUCAUGUCAAGCGCCCAAAAACUGCGGAGAUAUACGAGCACCCAGACGGCGUCCAUAUUAUCACUGCCCGACAGCGUGGGGAGAAGGUGUGCAGAAUGUUUUGGGUCUCUCCGAGCAGGACAGAACAGUACUACCUGCGUAUCCUGCUUAUGACUGUAUCUUGCCGUGGUUAUGCCGACCUCCUGUCCCGCGGUGGACCCAACUGCCGCACAUUUCAAGGGGUCGCGCGGCAUCUCGGCUUGGUGCAAGACGAACAGGAGUACCACUACGCACUGCGCGAGGCCGCCACUUUCAUGACUGGCCCAAGACUUCGUUCUUUCUUUGUGAUCCUCUGCAACAUGGGGGCUCCUGCAGCUCUCCUUCUCCGUCGGCAGGGCUCUUGCGUCGCAGAUCACGGCCUCCCCGAUGUACACGAUGACACGACGGAGUUGGGCAGAGAACUGCUCUUACACGGCGAAAAUCAACAGAGAGCGUUUGUGGAGGAGUGGGUGCCAAAGCUCUCUGAAGACCAACACCGUGUAUUUGAGUACGUUACCUCCGUUCUCAACGCCCCAGCCAGUGGAACGUCGUCGAAAAUCAUUUUCCUCGACGGUCCGGGUGGCUACGGAAAGACCACUCUGAUUCGUGUCAUCCUCGCAUACGUGAGAGGUUGUCGUCAGGUUGCACUGGCAGUCGCCAGCUCUGGGAUCGCCGCGGGUAACAUGCCUGGUGGUACUACAGCACACAGCAUGUUCCGGUUGCCGCUCGACUUCGGUGACGGCACCGGCUUUUGGAACAUUACCAACGGCUCCCAGCGAGCAGAGCUCAUCAGAGCCGCAAGGCUUAUUGUCUUUGAUGAGGCACCGAUGGCACAUCGGUUCGUUUUCGAGGUUCUCGACAGAUCCCUGCGAGACCUCAUGCGUUCCAGUGAGCUAUUCGGUGGUAAAAUCUUCCUCUGCUGUGGUGACUUCCGCCAGAUCGCACCCGUCGUCGUGAAUGCUCGAACGCCAUCUGACAUUGUUUGCGUUUCACUUCGGGCCUCCCAUCUCUGGCAGCACUUCAAAAUCUUUGCCCUGACCACAGCUCACCGAACUAGUAGUUCCACGGUCUAUUCAGAUUUCCUUCUCGGGGUAGGCAACGGUACUGUUAGUUCGACAACUUUCUUGGAGGGACGGAACGAACAAAGUCUAAUUCCGCUGCUCGGGAUUAGACAAGUGACGUCUUUGACUGAUUUGGUCGAUUCCGUCUUUCCCGCGAACGUCCUACUCGACUCUGAUCUGUGUUCGCGACGCACAAUCCUCUCGACUCUGAUAGUGAACGUCAAGGAGAUCAACGACCACAUCCUGAACUCCCUUGACGGUCAUCUGUACGAGCUGAGGAGCGCCGACACAGUGGACAGAGAGAACGACGAUGGCCUGGAUGUCGACGUACAACUCCUGAACACGGCUACUGGCAAGGGCGUACCAGACCAUGUUCUGCGGCUGAAGAUCGGCUCUGUUUGCCUCAUUAUGAGGAAUCUCAACAUCGCUGAAGGACUCGUCAACGGCACUAAAGUCAUUGUAAUCGGCAUCUCCAACCGUCUGAUUACAGUGAGACUUCCCGGACAGACGCAACCUAUCGGAAUUCCCCGAAUUACGUUUACGUUCGCGUUUGUCGAGGGUUCGCCGUUACGUAUUCGUCGACGUCAGUUCCCACUGAUGUUGGCCUAUUGCAUGACCGGACACAAAAGCCAAGGUCAGACAAUAGAUUCAGUCGGUGUUGAUUUAUGGACCGAUUGCUUCACGCACGGGCAACUGUACGUCUUGCUCAGUAGGGUCAGACAUCCCGACCAUAUUGUCGUUCUCGUCCAUCCCGAACGUGUCCGAGAUGGAAUCGCAUACGCAAAGAACAUCGUGUAUGACGAUCUCCUUCUCUAA